AUAUUGUUACAGCUACCAAAUCCUUAUCUUGCUAAAAGGACUACUACCAAACUCAAUUUUGCUAUAUAUAAAAUUAACAUCAAAAACAUAUCCAAAAUGUCUAAAGCAAAUAUGGACCAAAAACAACAGAAGCAUUUUGUUCUUGUUCAUGGUGCUUGCAUAGGUGGCUGGUGUUGGUACAAACUAAAACCACAAUUAGAAUCUCUUGGUCACAAAGUCACAGCACUUGACCUUGCAGCUUGUGGCAUCAAGACAGAAAAAAUAGAAGAUGUUGAUACUUUUGAGGACUAUUCUAAGCCUUUGCUAGAGUUGUUAGCCUCACUUGAUCCAAAGGAAAAAGUGAUUCUUGUGGGACAUAGCUUUGGUGGAAUGAGUAUAGCUCUUGCAAUGGAAAAAUUCCCAGAAAAAAUUGCAGUUGGAAUUUUCAUAGCAGCUUUUAUUCCUGAUACCAACCACAAACCAUCCUAUGUCCUACAACAGUAUAUUGAGAGAUAUCCAAUUACAGGAUGGUUAGACUCUGAGCUUCCAUUUCAUGGAAACAAAACACUGUUGCUUCUUGGAUCCAAAUUUUUGUCCGCAAAUUUCUUUCAACUAUGUUCCAAAGAGGAUUUGGAAUUGGUUAAUAAUUUAAGAAGAACAGGAUCACUCUUUGUUGAAGAAUUGUCUGAGGCAGAGAAUUUCUCAAAAAAAGGAUAUGAAUCUGUUCCUCGUGUUUAUGUUGUUGCCAAUGAGGACUUAGCAAUUCCUGUGGAAUUUCAACAAUGGAUGAUACAAAAUGCUGGAGUUGAUGUUGUGAAUGUGAUCAAUGGAGCUGAUCAUAUGGCUAUGCUUUCCAAACCUCAAGAACUUUAUUUAUCUCUUAUUGAUGUUUCUGAUAAGCAUGCUUAAUUGAAAUAUUAUUAAAGAGGCACUUUCUUUUAAGCAUAUAUGUAAUGUUAAUUGAAUAAUAUUCUCCUUAAGAACUGCUGGAAAAUAAAUUAUUUUGGUUUAAA
Molecule: messenger RNA, 992 nt
Organism: Lathyrus oleraceus (garden pea)
Lineage: Eukaryota; Viridiplantae; Streptophyta; Magnoliopsida; Fabales; Fabaceae
Product: polyneuridine-aldehyde esterase
Exons: 3
Coding region: 97-888 (263 amino acids)
Biological process (GO): jasmonic acid metabolic process; salicylic acid metabolic process
Molecular function (GO): methyl salicylate esterase activity; methyl jasmonate esterase activity; methyl indole-3-acetate esterase activity
Source: RefSeq, a predicted model, not a curated record